This is a messenger RNA of Drosophila ananassae, 2521 nucleotides long. It is a transcript of the gene Ssrp, whose product is annotated as FACT complex subunit Ssrp1. Bases 139 to 2325 code for a protein of 728 amino acids. Gene Ontology annotation, cellular component: FACT complex; nucleus. The record is from RefSeq and is a predicted model, not a curated record. The transcript has 3 exons. Gene Ontology annotation, molecular function: nucleosome binding; histone binding; DNA binding. Lineage: Eukaryota; Metazoa; Arthropoda; Insecta; Diptera; Drosophilidae.
UUCUAACCUUAAAUUGGCGCGCAGUGUUGUUUUUUGUUGUCGGCAUUUUCUCGAUUUGAUGCGAAUUUAAUAUUAUUUCGCAAAGUGCUGUAAUUUAUUAUUUAACUAGUUUUAUUUGCAAUUAUACCGCACAGCAGCAUGACAGACUCUCUGGAGUACAACGACAUAAAUGCAGAAGUUCGUGGCGUCCUGUGCUCUGGGCGUUUGAAACUGACCGAGCAGCACAUAAUCUUCAAGAACACAAAGACCGGCAAGGUGGAACAGAUUGCUGCAGAUGACAUCGAUCUUAUUAACUCGCAAAAAUUUGUCGGCACUUGGGGCUUGAGGGUGUUCACCAAGAGCGGAGUGUUGCACCGCUUCACAGGAUUCCGGGACAGCGAGAACGAGAAGCUGGGCAAGUUCAUCAAGGAUGCCUACUCGCAGGACAUGGUUGAGAAGGAGAUGUGCGUCAAGGGCUGGAACUGGGGCACAGCCCGUUUCAUGGGCUCCGUCCUGAGCUUCGAUAAGGAAUCAAAAACCAUUUUCGAGGUGCCCCUAUCUCAUGUAUCACAGUGCGUCACUGGCAAGAAUGAGGUGACUUUAGAAUUUCAUCAGAAUGACGAUGCACCUGUAGGCUUACUGGAGAUGCGCUUUCACAUUCCUGCCGUGGAGUCUGCUGAUGAAGAUCCGGUUGAUAAGUUCCACCAGAACGUGAUGAACAAAGCGUCGGUCAUCUCGGCGUCUGGCGAGUCCAUUGCUAUCUUCAGGGAGAUUCAGAUCCUUACUCCGCGUGGUCGCUACGACAUCAAGAUCUUCUCGACAUUCUUCCAGUUGCACGGAAAAACGUUCGACUACAAGAUUCCUAUGGAUUCGGUGCUGCGACUCUUUAUGUUGCCCCACAAAGACAGUCGCCAGAUGUUCUUCGUGCUCUCCCUGGAUCCUCCCAUCAAGCAGGGGCAGACGCGUUAUCACUAUCUCGUCUUGCUCUUUGCUCCGGAUGAGGAAACCACUAUCGAGUUGCCGUUCACAGAAGAGGAGUUGCGGGACAAGUACGACGGAAAACUGGAAAAGGAACUGUCGGGCCCGGUGUACGAGGUGAUGGGCAAGGUGAUGAAGGUGCUUAUCGGACGGAAGAUCACGGGACCUGGUAACUUUAUUGGACACUCUGGUACAGCGGCAGUGGGCUGCUCCUUUAAGGCCGCCGCUGGCUAUCUGUAUCCCUUGGAAAGAGGUUUCAUUUACAUCCACAAGCCGCCUCUACACAUCCGCUUCGAAGAGAUCAGCUCGGUGAACUUUGCCCGAAGCGGCGGCUCUACGCGCUCCUUCGAUUUUGAGGUGACGCUCAAGAACGGCACCGUCCACAUCUUCUCCUCCAUCGAGAAGGAGGAGUACGCCAAACUCUUCGACUUCAUCACCCAGAAGAAGUUGCAUGUGAGCAACAUGGGCAAGGACAAGAGCGGCUACAAGGACGUCGACUUUGGCGAUUCGGACAACGAGAACGAGCCAGAUGCCUACCUGGCUCGCCUCAAGGCGGAGGCCAGGGAGAAGGAAGAGGACGACGAUGGCGACGACUCGGAUGAAGAGUCCACCGAUGAGGACUUCAAGCCCAACGAGAAUGAGUCGGAUGUGGCGGAGGAGUAUGACAGCAAUGUGGAGAGUGACUCGGAUGAUGACAGCGAUGCCAGUGGCGGUGGAGGCGACAGCGACGGUGCCAAGAAGAAGCACAAGGAGAAGAAGGCGGAAAAGAAGGAGAAGAAAGAAAAGAAGCACAAGGAGAAGGAGCGAACGAAAAAACCAUCCAAGAAGAAGGAGUCUGAUAAGCCCAAGCGCGCCACAACCGCUUUCAUGUUGUGGCUGAACGACACGCGCGAAAAAAUCAAAAAGGAGAAUCCUGGAAUUAAGGUGACCGAAAUCGCCAAAAAGGGUGGCGAAAUGUGGAAGGAGCUGAAGGACAAGUCGAAGUGGGAGGAGGCGGCGGCUAAGGACAAGCUGCGCUAUCAGGAGGAGAUGCGGAACUACAAGCCCUCGGGAGGUGGCAGUGACAACGAGAAGGGAGGCAAAGCCAGCAAGAAACGUAAAUCGGAUGUGUCACCAACCAAGAAGGCCAAUAGCUCUGGUAGCGGGUUCAAGAGCAAGGAGUACAUAUCCGAUGACGAUUCCACCAGCUCCGAUGAGGACAAGGCCAAGUCCAAGGACAAAGAGCCCGCCAAGAAGAAGAGCAAAUCCAGCGAUGACGAGAAGAGCAAGUCCAAGAAGAGCGAAAGUGAAGCGGAGGACAGCGAGGAGGCGAGCAAUGCCAGCGAUGAAGAUGAGGAGGAUGAUGAUGAUGAUGAGGGCAGUGAUUAGGAUCCGCUCCGAAUAUAAUUCCAUAUACAUCCCAUAAACACACCUACCUACACCUACACACACACACACACACAACUCACUCACACCCAGAAUCUAGGUUAUCUUUGCUUAGUUUUAGUUAAGUCUCUCCUGUUGGAUACAGACCAAUACAAUUUUGUUUAAUUAAAAAGAUACUACACAAGCAGAAUGCAUAUAA